UACAAGAUGGAUACUUUAGGCCACAAUUUCGUUUUCAUAAUCAUAAGUAUUUUGAUGAUCAAACAUUCAGAUGCCUAUACUAAAUGCAACAACCCAGAUUCAACAAAAACAGCUUAUGGGGCUAGUUGUACAUCCAAUUCUCAAUGUUUAACAGAAUACUGCAACCCUAAUUCAAGGAUAUGUUCCUGUCCUAUUGACUCGUUCAAAGACACAUUGAGUGGAUUAUGUGUUAGAAACAGCGGUCCAAUUUUUAGCUCUGCAGGAGAGUGUGGCGUCCUUGCCAGCCCAAGCAGCGUUAGCCAAGGAACCCUGGUCACUUGGUGGAUCUACGGAGAGCCGAGGACAUAUAUUACCAUAGUUGUGCUGGAGAUAGAUAUGUAUUCAACAGCCAGUUGUUCGACAAACUAUUUGGAAAUUCUAGAAGGUUCUAAAAUUUUACUUCAAAAAACAUGCAAUAGAUUGAAUAGCACGUCGGGAUAUUAUGCUUCAAAAUCCAAUAGUCUGACAGUCUCAUAUCGAAAAGCUUCAAGUACUUACAAAGGAUUUAGAGCUAUCUACUAUACAAGAAGCAUGUCAAGUGAACUAAGUGAAACGUUUGGAUACAUUGUAAGCCCAGGAUAUCCUGUUGACUAUAACAAUUACUUGAACUACACCUGGCUUAUCUCCGCUGAGAAAGGGCAUUUAAUUAGUUUAACAUUUGAUGUGGACAUUGAGAGCAAUUAUGACUACGUAAGAGUGUUUACCGGAAGAUAUCUUUCUUUUCCACCAUUUGCAACUCAUUCUGGUUCGACGUCUCUGCAAUAUGUAAUAUCAACAGCUAACAAUAUUUUGCUACAGUUUUCAACCGACGUUUCUAAUAGUGGUCCAGGCUUCAGAGCCAAAUAUGUUACACAUGAUAUCGGUUAUGGCACGCAGUGCAGCAACGUAUGUUUGGCAGGAACGACGUGUUCAAAUGGUCAUUGUGAAUGUGAAUAUAACCAGUAUUAUAAUCAUGUCGACAUGCUUUGUCUGCCUAGAGUCUCUUUCGGAUAUUCCUGUCGACGUUCAGAAGAAUGCUUUCAAAGUUUAGUUUGUCGUGACUCGGUUUGUAUCUGUGAUACAAAUCAGUACCACAAUUAUAGCUCUGGUUAUUGUCAGUAUGGGGUGACUUAUGGAUAUAACUGCAAACAUUCCGAAUGUGCUGAUGGUCUUUACUGCUUCUCAGAUGUAUGCACCUGUUUAAGUAAUCAAUAUUACGAUCAAUCAUUUGGAAUCUGCAAAGUCAAAUUAACCUACGGAAAUACUUGUAACAGUACAGAGCAAUGUGUUAGUGGUCUCAACUGUAUUGGAGCCAAAUGUGGCUGUUUGACAAGUCAUUAUUAUGAUCAAAGUUUUUCAAUAUGCAGACCUACACUUGCGUAUGGAGGAUUGUGUACGUCUACAAGUCAGUGCCAACAAGAAUUGCAAUGUGUUGGGAAUCAUUGCAACUGCUCUGUUUAUUAUUACUUUCGAAAUCAUACAUGUCUAGCCAAGCAUUAUCAUGCUGCGAACUGUUCAUCUUCUGAAGAAUGUUUAAGUCCUUAUGUCUGUAGAUUUGAGAGAAUCUUUACCAAGAAAUGUCUUUGCCCUAGUGACAUGCAUUUUAUUACAUCGAAUUGUCUACCUCACUCAAAUGUGCAGGCUGUACUUUCAAGUACUUCAGUAGUGAAGACAAAUUCAAUACUUCUCAAGUGGACAACGCAAACAUGGAAGUCAGAUUUCUUUUUCACUGUUCAGUGGGGAAGCAAUUAUAAUUGGACAAAAUCAACUGAACUCUUCAUAGAUGGCCUGUCUCCUGGACGUGUCUACAACUUUGUUAUAACCACAAACAUACCAGCAGACCAAGAGUACAAUAAUAAAUCCGUGCAGUCUAAAUUUUCUAUAGAGACAACACUCCCUAUAGGACAACUCUGCGAUCCUUCCAUUGAAAAUAUGUGCGAGUUACCGGACCUCAUAUGUGCACGUGACAGCAGAUCCACAUCUAAUUACACAUGUCAACAGAAACAGCAUGGAAAUGAAACGAGCGUUUCAAAGAAGAAUACAGGUGAAGGCGACGUAAACACUGCGGUUAUAGCUGUAGCUGUUGUUGGUUGGGUUGCUGCCCUUGCAGCAAUUAUAGUUGUGAUUGUUGUAUGUUCAAGGAAUGGAAAGAAAGCUCCAACUAAUGGCAGCCCGGAGACUCAAACAAUUGAAGCUAUGAGUGAUCUUAGGGAAUCCAGUGUUGCCAAUGUUCCUCCUAAAAAUGACUACAGAUUAUUUCCUAGAACAACAGAUGUCCAGUCGUCCACUAGUACCACGUUGACUCCGUCUGGAACAUCACAAGGUCAGUCAACAGUGCCGAAUACAUCGGCCAGUCCUUCAGCGACAUCCGAGACAAACAUUUCUACAGAGAGGCCCAGAUUUUCAAAUCCAAAUUUUGGUCACGAUAAUGAAACGUUCACACCCGAUAACAAUGACAAUACGUAUGAGGAUAUAUCAGAGAAUGUUGUUUUUGACGAGGACACAAUUUAUCAGAAUGUUGGAAGCCCUAAUGAUAAUAUAUAUAUUAAUUCAAAAAUUUAAACCCACAGUUUUUAAGUUCCCAUCACAGCAGAACAGUAUGUAAUGUGCUCCAAUGUUACUAUGUUAUGACAUAAAUAGCCCCGAUAUGUACAACUACUACAGUAUGGGCGUUCUGUAAUAAGCUGUAGAAAUUUGAAUUUAAUUUAUAUGUACAUGCAAGUUUAUAGUUCUAAAUGUGUGUCUGUGUAUGAAUAUGCAUGUGUGUGUGUUAAUUGGUAGUUAAAAACGUAUCACAUGUUUCACUUAUCAUUCUCUAUUUAUGUUUUUAAUAAAAGUAGUUUAGAUUUAAACAAUACACUAUUUACAUGAAACGUAAUAGCAAUUUCGCAUAAUAGGAUACGAAGAGUUAUUAGCAAAGUCACUAAUGACUUACACUUGGCUGAUUAAUGUAUGAUAUGCUAGCUUAUCCCUAUUACUAUACUUUCAAUUAUUUUUUGUUACUAAAUUUUGUAUCACUAUUCUCUUUGCCUUGAAGCAAUAGUGUUCUAAUAACCAAAGAAUUUGCUUAUACAGUAGUGAACAGCUGAAUGGAAAAAAUACAAUAGACACAUUGGGAAGGCCUGAUGGUUUGGUCAAGUAGGGUCUCAUACAUGUAUAUUGAUAUAUAUAUAUAUCAUAUGUAUAUAUAUGAAUAAAAGUAAUGGUUAGUUUGUGUUUACUUACACGAUGCCCGGCGCCACCCUCAGAGGGGCGCCACACGCAUUGAGGCACCAAAUAAUAAAUCAUUGUAGAUAUUUUAUUUAAGUAAUACAUUCUAAAGUUAUUUGUUUCAUAUUUACUUUAUUUAUUCUAUAUUUUUAUUAUUUAUAUCUAUAUUAAUAUUUUUUAUUUAUAAGCCUAUAUUUCUAUGUGAUUUUCAUGGAAACUGGAGCGAGGGGGGGGGGAAUAAAGUACCUUUCCCCGGGGGCACAUUUUGCUCACUACGCCUCAGGACUUACAGCUGUACAAAACCAAUCUAUGUGGUUUGAACCUGCCAAUGUUAGGUCAUCUGUGUUUACAUUUUAACAGUGCAUAACCCAAGGUGAACGUGCAUAAAGCUUAAUAUAUAUUAGCUAAGUCUUACAUCAAUUUGAUAACAACUUUUAAAAACGUAUUUGUCUUUGCAUUUAUAGGCCUAUACUUUUUUGUAUAUCUAGAGUUGUAUAUAGAGUAUGUGAUACUGCUGAAUCUUUUUUUCCAGACAUUUCUUGUAUUUAGUAUAAUUCUUCUUGAAAAUAAAUAUGUGAUA
Biomphalaria glabrata is the source of this 3808-nucleotide messenger RNA. RefSeq lists its product as uncharacterized. The record is from RefSeq and is a predicted model, not a curated record. Lineage: Eukaryota; Metazoa; Mollusca; Gastropoda; Planorbidae. The transcript has 17 exons. Bases 7 to 2580 code for a protein of 857 amino acids.